GAAACACGGACUUCAAACUUGGAAUCUGGGCAAAGAAACAUGCCCCUCUCAUCAAAUUGUACCUAGCAAGUUCAAUAACUUUUCAUUCAUGGUUAUGAAUGGUAACAAAGGCCCCGCCGUUGGCUUUGGUUUGCAUAUGGACUCUGAUAACAAGUGAACUUGUGGCCUGCCCCACGCCCCUACACCCCCCAAACAGUCGGGUAAGGUACCUUGGCGUGCGCGCGCAUCCACUUCCACUUUCAGCUUUCUUCCACUCUCCGACUGAUGCCAACAGAACCCGACAAACGAAUCUAUAACCACAUACUAUUCUAUCUUUUACUAUUACCUUGGCGUUCCCACGAGCUCAGACUCCCAUCAUCUAUCAAUAGCUAGGCCCGCGUCUUUUGCCCCUAGACAGCACGGCAUCUUUCCAAGCAAAGCUUCUCCUCGACAUGCCCAAAGCCCGGGCUUCACCUGCAGGCACAGCUGCUGAGCCGCCUCACCCCAAACGCCGUAGACUUCCAGACGACGACGCCAAUUCGAUGCCGCGAUAUAGUUCACCCGCCGAAGACAUGAACCGCGACGAAGACACAACAGAAUACCCAGGUCGAUCUCGUGCCCACAGGCCGUUAGCGCGCCGCGACCGUCUUCCUACAAGCCCAAACAGGACCAGGGAUGCAAGCGCAAGUCGAAGCAGAAGCAGAAGUGGGAGGAGCAGAACCAGAAGCACCAGUCCCCGUUCUGACGAAGACGAACAACAACGGCGAUACCGCUCCAGGUCAUCAACUAGCUCUCGCGAAUCGCGGUCCAGAACCUCAUCGCGCUCGAGGAGCCGCUCGUACUCGCGCUCUAUAACUCGAUCCCGAUCUCCUCGCUCUCGAUCUCGCACGCGGUCACGGUCCCGAUCAAGCUCGAUACGCGACCGCUCCCGUUCUGUAUCGCCUUCUCGCUUCCAGGGCCGCCGUCCCUCCAAGUCACAUGCCGAACAGCUUCGACCAAAUUACCGACCCCGCUUAGAGCUGAGCGGCCACACUGCUGCCAUCAGCCAGGUUCGAAUAUCACCAGACGGAAAAUGGAUCGCCUCCGCCUCCGCCGAUGGCAGCGUCAAGAUCUGGGACGCCACCACGGGCAACAACCUCGAUACCCUCAUAGGUCACAUGGCCGGAGUCUCAUGCCUGGCAUGGGCACCGGACAGCAACACUUUGGCUACCGGUUCAGAUGACAAGGCCAUCCGCCUCUGGGACCGGGUGACCGCCAGUCCCGCCCACGCUUGUGGGGACGAAAGCAACCGUGGCCAAGGACCACGAGAGUACAUUAGAGGUGGCAGCCAGCUUGCUAGGACAGCACGCGGAGGUAGAACAGGAAUGGGUCCGCUACUGGGACAUCACAACUAUGUUUACUGCCUCGCCUUUUCGCCAAAAGGGAAUAUUCUGGCCAGCGGGAGUUAUGACGAGGCCGUAUUUCUGUGGGAUGUGCGAGCUGGUCGGUUGAUGCGAAGCUUGCCCGCUCACAGUGACCCAGUGAGCGGCAUCGGCUUUUGCUGUGAUGGGACACUGGUUGUCAGUUGCUCUACGGAUGGACUCAUUCGCAUAUGGGAUACCUCCACCGGCCAAUGUCUCCGAACGCUCGUCCACGAGGACAAUCCCGCCGUCACCAAUGUUUGCUUCAGCCCGAACGGCCGCUUCGUACUCGCCUUUAACCUCGAUAACAGCAUUCGUCUUUGGGACUAUGUUUCCGGAACCGUCAAGAAGACAUACCAAGGCCAUAAAAACAGCGGCUUUUCUAUAGGCGGAGGUUUUGGCGUGGUGACCGACAACAAGGAUACACAGGACGACUACCGGCAUGGUAAUAUAGGCAAGCCAUUUGUCGUGUCAGCCAGUGAAGACGGAGAUAUUGUAAUGUGGGAUGUGGUGACGAAGCAAAUCGUACAGCGUAUCGAGAAGGCCCACGAGGGGGUCUGUUUCUGGGUGGAUGUCAACGGCGACACCAUGGUAAGUUCUGGGCAGGAUUGCACCAUCAAGGUUUACAAGAAUGUGCGGAGGAAAAAGCAUGACCGCCGGUUGAAAUUUGACAAGCCGAACGGCAUCAGCGCGAUCGAUGGGACAAAUGGUCAUGGCAAUGGCAGAGGGAUUGAGAUCAACGAAGCCAUGGGUGACGAUGACCUAUAGCAUCGCGCACAGGUUGACUGAUACCUGACCACUGUUUCAAGGAAAGUAAGAGCACACUCAAAACCAGAUACCCCAUUUACCUAGCUUUAACCCAUGAUUCGAACGCUGCUAAGGGUUGAAUGCAGGGAUAGAUAUGUCUUUGGC
Neurospora crassa OR74A is the source of this 2291-nucleotide messenger RNA. RefSeq names its product WD repeat protein. Gene Ontology annotation, cellular component: Set1C/COMPASS complex. The record is from RefSeq and is a predicted model, not a curated record. Gene Ontology annotation, molecular function: histone binding. Bases 432 to 2147 code for a protein of 571 amino acids. Lineage: Eukaryota; Fungi; Ascomycota; Sordariomycetes; Sordariales; Sordariaceae. The transcript has 2 exons.